GUUUGAUCUAUAUAGAUCCUAAGAAGCCAUUUGAAAGAAUCGGAAUAGGAUACGAGAGGUGGGGAGAGCGGCGUACAGCGGAGCAGCCAUCGACAAUCACGAGAAGCGGGCAGCAUAGAGAGAACGACAGCGAGAGCGAUCCUUCAGAAUGAGAGGCAUUCGGAUGAAUAAUGGUUUUGAACAAUGUCCUACAAAGCAUGUGAUAGUCAAUUGGACUCUUUCAGAAUGGUACGGAAUCCGAUUUAAAUCUGCGCGAGUAUUGGAUAAUUCUUCUCUUUGGAGCUCUUCUUCGACACUGCCAUGGGUAUAAUAUCGACUCGCGAUCCGACAGCUUCGCCAGGCAGAUACUUCCAACUUCAGUCCGGAGCGAUAACCAGUACUAGGAUAAUAUACCAGUCGAUACCAAAGGGGCUGUUUGAAAGUCUACACCUUUCCAAGCUAAGCCACUGCUACAGCCUCCCACUAUGCAGGUUGGCGUUUUUGCGUUACACAAGGAGGGGGAGCAGCAACGCCUCAAAAACCGGCGAGGCCCCCCGAUAUCACGAAUAGUCCAGAAAUCACCCAUCGUCUCCUCACUUCCAUCAAGUAAUCGCCUCUUCAUCAUGUCGUUCGGAAUCGGAGUCGGUGAUAUCCUCAAGGUCAGCGAACUCGCCCUCGCCCUCUGGAAAGCCUGUUCAGAGGCGCCAAAAGAAUUCUCCGACCUUAGCCACCAGCUCAACAGCCUUCAGAAAGUCCUCAAAUCUCUCGUUGACGAUGUCGAGAACCCUCUUUCCCUCCUCAAUCGUCGUGGAAGUGACCGCGUCGAAGAAUUCAAGCAAGUUAUCAAAAACAUCGAAUUGGUACUUUUGGAUGUUGAGAGCAUUGUGAUGAAAUACCAACCUCUAGACAGCGGUUGGAAGACAGUGAGUGCUGGUAGAAAGAAGAGAGGUAAGGGCAAGGUUUUGGACUGUCUUGGAUUCUCGACGCAUGACUUGGGGCCUUUGAGGGAGAAAUUGGUAUUGCAUCUUACGGUCAUAACCACGUUCUACGAUGCCUUGCAUUCGAGCUCCUUGGCGAGGAUUGAAAGCCAUGUUGAGGAUAUCAGGAAUGCGAUCCGGGUGGAUGAGAAGGGCACCGCUAUAAUCGAGUUGGAGCAAAAGCUCCGAGACCAGAAGGAUAUGUCUGAAAGUGCGGUCACACAAGUUGUCGGUUGGAUAGAUUGCAAUGGCAGUUGCAUUGGCGGUUGGGUACUCAACACAUGCAAAAAAUGCGGCAGCGGCCAGGAACCAAAGUAAGAGCCUGCCAGUCUAUAUCACUCAACCAGGCAGAACUUUUGCUGACUGUUCCUGCCCUUCCAAGCUCACAACCAUGUGAUGAAUGUCGGGGCAGCGGGACUGUGUGCAGUCCUUGCACACAAUGCGGGCCAUAUCGAACCUUGGAGCUAAGUUCGAAUGUUGAAUGAACUCUGCAAGAGAAGUUGGCUGCCUACACAAUACCUACACAGGAGGAUUGUUCGGGU
This is a messenger RNA of Cadophora gregata, 1498 nucleotides long. RefSeq lists its product as uncharacterized. Lineage: Eukaryota; Fungi; Ascomycota; Leotiomycetes; Helotiales; Ploettnerulaceae. The transcript has 2 exons. The record is from RefSeq and is a predicted model, not a curated record. The coding region runs from base 465 to 1274 and encodes 269 amino acids.